Messenger RNA from Colletotrichum godetiae, 534 nucleotides. RefSeq lists its product as uncharacterized. The coding region runs from base 1 to 534 and encodes 177 amino acids. The record is from RefSeq and is a predicted model, not a curated record. NCBI's taxonomy places the organism in Eukaryota, Fungi, Ascomycota, Sordariomycetes, Glomerellales, Glomerellaceae. The transcript is spliced from 2 exons.
AUGGGGCCAGGGCACGCCAGCCAACCCCAGACAAGCCCUGCGAACAACAAAGGCGUCGCCGCUAAAUCUGUCGCGGCUACCUGUUCAGAGGUAUCUACGCCAGUCUGUGGGGUAAAGGGUGAUGGAUGUGGAACCUCAACGUCUUGGUCUACUACAGCUGCCAAGGAAAAUGUGCAGCUCAGCAGCAGCAACAACGCAGGAAACCAAGGUCAAGACCCAUGGUUGGUCCCAGGGAGCGAUGACCGCUCGCUGGUAUCGACGCUGAUUAGGCCGGGCCGACUCGCAAGGAUGGGAAAGUAUGGCGGGGGAAUCAGUCAGCUCCAAUGCAUCAAAGAUUUCGAGGUCAGUGGUCCACUGGUCGCAGGUGGGAACAAGGAUAUUGAGAGUUUCGGGGUUGAGCCCGGCCGACCGUGCGGGAGUGACAUCUAUCUCUCUCUCUCUGUGUGUGUGUCUGUUUGUCUUGCGUCUACCCUCACUGGCUGGAUGGAUGACAUGAUUGUUCGGCCAAACCGUGCAGACCACGACUCGAACUGA